Messenger RNA from Lytechinus variegatus (green sea urchin), 4475 nucleotides. Its product is annotated as mucin-2-like. NCBI's taxonomy places the organism in Eukaryota, Metazoa, Echinodermata, Echinoidea, Temnopleuroida, Toxopneustidae. The coding region runs from base 733 to 2292 and encodes 519 amino acids. The record is from RefSeq and is a predicted model, not a curated record. The transcript has 16 exons.
GUUUCGCCGGUACCGCCGUCACCGAUCGGGUGUCGCAUCGAACCAGCUACCGGUAGCUCUCCCGGUGGCUAGUGCACGGCAAUUCAGGGCGGGCAGGGCAAGUGGUUAUGACAUUGUAGGUCUCACUCAGCCAAAUGCAGAGGCCAGACAAACACUGAAAAAGAGCCUUGGCCCGCGCUUUGCUUAGACCGCUGACUGUGUUCUUAGACCGAUAAAUAGGAACUGAGUGAGAUGACGGUGAACCUGAUUUGGAUCUAGCCAGAAAAGUGAUACAUCCAAGCCUUAUAAUACAAUGCCAGUAAAUCAGCAUCUACAGUACAUAUGCAUGGGUUAGUUUACAAUUCAGCUGGCAAGAUUACUAUGCAUCUUGUCUACGAUAACUGCAGCUAGCUGUGUCUGUAUCAAACCAAAUCCUAUGACUUCACGCUCAAAUAUGGAACCAACUCGACUUCAAAUUUACCUUGUCUGCAUGUAUUAACACAAUUGUAAUGAAUCCAUGAAAUUCAUUUAUUGAGGAUCUACAUGUACUGUAUGUGACAAGCAAGGGCUUUCAUCUGCUUUUACAAAAAUAUGGAGAAAUUUCACCAUCAUAUUAAUGAUUUGAGCGAGAGGUUAUGCCGGCUUUCUCCAUGCGAGAGAUAUUGUGUUUAAAGUGCAAGGAUGUGACUUACAUGUAAGUGCCGACAUAUUAUAUGAGAUAUCAGACAUAAGCCUACUUCGAGCUGAUUCAAGAUGGCUUCACCCGACGACAUAUGUUUCAAGGGUAAUAGUGACCUUGAGUGCAACUGUACUUCCUCCCCACCUGAACUUCCCGAAAAACCGAGCUUUUAUAUAGAACCAAGUACAACUACAACCCCACCCAACGGGACAUACACCGAAACUCCAACAACAACGCCAGGUACAUCUACACCACCUGGAAAUACGACGGUAACCUCAGUCACAAAUGAUACCCCAACUAUCACAACUACAGCAGAACCGUCAACAACAGGACCUAGUCCUAAUACUGGUAUUACGGACCAGCCUACCAUUGAGACCAGCCCUGUUACUGAUGAGUUCUCGUCUCCUUCUGAUACUAACCCCACCCCAGAGGGUGGACCAAGCUCUAGCCCCUCUAAUAAUACUAAAACUGUGCCUUCUGAAGGAUCCACUUCUAACCCAGAAAAUACGACAUGGACCACUUCAACCACAACCACUUCAUCGAUUGGUUCUGAAAGCACAACCUUGGUAACUACUACCACUGAUCUCAACACAACACAAGGCAAUGAUACAACAACCACAACGCCAGAUAAUGGCUCGCCAACAACUCAAGAUGCUGUCACAGGUACUGCGUCCAUUGUACCUAGCACAAGUGAUAUGAAUAGUGGCAGUACAUUCGGUGGCACCGAAAUAAUCACAGAUAUUGCAUCUACUGUUGGUACAACACCGUACGAUGAUGGCACGCCCCCCGUGGAUACUAGUAGUAGUACUACCAAUACAGAUAUUUUUACAUCAGACGGGACAACCUUCUCCAAUCCCACAUCACUUGAUCCGACGGAAUAUACUAGAAGUAAUGGUAUCACUGAAAUAAUCACAGAUAUUGCUACUGUUGGUACAACAACAUAUGAUGAUGGCACGCCCCCCGUGGAUACUAGUAGUAGUACUACCAAUACAGCAACUUCUUCAGACCCUCCAUUGGAAACACUUUCAAGAGCUACUUCUUCGAACCCUCCAUCGGAAACAUUUUCAACAGGCUUACCCAAAGGUACAUCCCCUAUAAAUGAAAAGACUCCUCAUAUAACAACGACGGAAACAACAGAGGUGCUUCCUACAACCUGUCACCCUAAUGCUGUCUGCGCUAAUGCAGCAACUUCAUCUGCUGGUCUCAUCGCUGGUUGUGUAUGUGGGGCAGUUGCCGUCAUUGUCCUCUGUGGAAUCCUGAUAUGGUAUCUCUGGAAGAAAAAAAAGGGUUGUUUUGCUCCUGAGGGCAGUGGGGGGAAAAAUGGAUCUAAAGAGUGUUUGCCUGAUCAUGAACAGAAUAAUGUGGAACUGAUGAAAGUCGAGAAAAGGGGGACGGUCAUACUCACCCCUGUAACCAACCCAACAGUUACGCCUGGACCUCUGCCACCAAUUCCUAAAUCUGAAAUAACUCCCGUGAAUCACCCCAGCACAGAGGAGGCAUCGCCCUCACACAGCGCAGGGAGCAAACCGGGCAGCGCUACGUCCAAAAAGAAAAAGAAAACGAGCAGAACGAACAGGGUUAGUCCGGAACCCAUUCCUGGUCCUACGUCACCAACAGGAGGAGGAGGUGGAUAGCAAGAGACAUUCCGAAAUGCUCAUUGUACAUUCUAAACUCAUCCUUGCUAGUUAUUAUUGGCUGGUCUACCACAAGCAGUGCCAUGUGAAGUUGCUGACAUGGGCAAUUGAUGAAUGAAGGAAAUUAAUCGGCAACAUCAAAUUCAUUUACAAUCACAAGGAUGUGCAAAAUGAUGAGCCAGGACCUCUUAAAAUAGCAACUCAUGCUUGUGGGCAAGGCCCUACGGCAACACUUGUGGGCACGACAAGAACAGUUCUUGAUGACGAUGACUUUGAGCAAAAGUGUUACACAGUUUCGUUUGGUCUGUAUCUCCGUGGACAAAGCCAUGUUUGCUAAAAAAAAGUUUUUCUAUACCCUACAUCUUUAGCAGAUGUAACUGUAUGUAAAGAAAAUUGUGUGUUAUUCAAGAAAGAAGACAAAUUGUGCAACUGCCGCGUCAGAUAUCCAGUGUAUCUCGAAUCCGUCCCUUCCUCUCUUGGUCUAUGAUGAGGAUAGAUUGUUCUGGAGAUGAUGCUUUCUAAGGACAGUAUUGGCCAUACAGUGGUCAAAGACACCUUGUGCAACCGCACUGCUGCUGUACUGAACAAGGUUAGACCACUGCCCUGGUGUGACACUAGUCUCAUCUGAUUUAGCGUAUACAUCGCGUCUUGUUCAAAGAUGCAACCUGUAGGUAACAACAGUAAAUACUGUUCUUUCGACUUUGGACAAUCUCUGAUAGCAAAUGAAAUUUUCUUGUGUCAGCAUGAUCGCCACAAUCCACUGAUUAGAGGCUCUUUUUAAUAGCAGAUAUCAGAAGAAAUACUGUUCUUUGGACAUUAACAAUCUCCAAUGGCCAUUGGAACAUACUUGUGUCAUAGGGAUACUGUAUGUUUGCCAUACCGUAAAGAGAUUGUUCAAGAAGCUCCCACCAUGUAUCAACAGGGUGUACAGGAGGAGCAUUUCUACAUUGAAUGACACAUGUAUGCCAUAUAAAAAACAUCCAAACUCUUGUUUGUCGAUGUGGCCACACACUGAGUCCGAUCUCCAUUGGUAAAAAUUCCAAUUUUCAACAAGUUUCUGGAUGGAAACAAAUUUGGUAUUUCAGUUUAUUGUAAGAAAGGUUCACCAUUCAUGCUUAAAAUCAAGCUUAACUUACAAACAGCUUCAUAAAGAGACCCCCUAGUUAUUUCAUAGAUGCUAGUGACCAUAAUUUCCCGAUGCUACUUUUCUCUGAAGAGUGGUGUCAUGAAGUCUGUAACAGUCAUCCGGGCCGGGCGCUGGUGAAACAUCAUUAAUCAGUAGUCAGCAGCACUCUUCUGUGUUUCAUAUGUAUAUCUUCACUUCUUAAAAAGACAAAGACAACUUAAGGGUUUCAUCGGUAACUGCAAUUCUGUUGGUGGUGUGCAAUGCAGUGUAUGUCUUUCGUUCAUGAUCUUGAGAGUGGAUUCUCUAUAACCAGUCAUUCAUGUUUUAUAUGAUUUGUUCAUCACUGUUUUACUGACAAAAUGUACGCAAUUCAAUUGAAUUGUUAUUGCGUUGGUGUACACAUACACAUAAAGAUUGAUUGAACAACUAUGAAAGUGUGCAGACAUGCCAACCGUUCCCUUUAUAGAGUAUUUCUUCCUCUUUUUUGCUAUGAAUACACCAAUACUUUUUUGUAUGAUUUGCUUUUUUACUUUUUUGUUGAAUUUCAGAUCAUGGAGUAUGUAUUGAAUGGGCAUGACACUAGCGGCGGUCCGACAGUCCCAGUUCGGUAAAAGCCACUGUCCAGCCAGUAUUAACUUGUUACAUGAAAAGAACAAGUAAAUUCUUGCCUACAAGCCCAUGUUUAAAAGGGUGAAUUAUAAAGUUUUCAAGAAGAGUAAUUUCCAAUAUUUCUUCACUGAUCUCACUACAAUAGGCUGGCGAAUGUUACGUUGAGACAAUUUUUUUUUAAAUACUCUUUUUGUAAAAAAAAAAAAAAACUUUUUUUUCGUUCUAAGAAUACUUUUUGUGUUGUAGAAGGUUGGCAGGUUUGAGUGUGUGAAUCUUUAUAGAUGGUUCAAAUGUGUAAGGGGUCAUUUGACUGCAAUCUGUCAUGUAUAUAUACAUGUUUAUAGAGGUGCAUGUACAGUACAGUGCAGUAAUUCCAUCUCGUACAAUACUCAUUGUUCCAUUAAGGGAUGACAUGUUAUCGGGUGUUUUUCAGGCACUUUGUUGUUUG